Dictyostelium purpureum is the source of this 434-nucleotide messenger RNA. RefSeq lists its product as uncharacterized. Gene Ontology annotation, cellular component: cytosolic large ribosomal subunit; ribosome. Lineage: Eukaryota; Evosea; Eumycetozoa; Dictyosteliales; Dictyosteliaceae. The record is from RefSeq and is a predicted model, not a curated record. Gene Ontology annotation, molecular function: structural constituent of ribosome. Bases 78 to 383 code for a protein of 101 amino acids. Gene Ontology annotation, biological process: cytoplasmic translation. The transcript is spliced from 2 exons.
GCGAGCAACGCACAUUUUUCACGCAUUACUCUUAUAUUCGCUUCUUCGAACAGAUAGAUAAAUUAUUUCCAUAUAAAAUGUCAACUGCUACCGCCCCAGUCAGAAGAUCAGGUAUUAUUAAAGGUUACAACAAAGGUCACCCAGUUGUCAAACGUACCGUUCCAUCAACCUUCAAAAAACAAGUUGUCACCAAACGUGUUGCCGCCAUCCGUGAUGUCAUCCGUGAAGUCUCUGGUUUUGCUCCAUAUGAACGUAGAAUUCAAGAGUUAUUAAAAUCAGGUUUAGAUAAACGUGCUCUCAAAGUUGCCAAAAAGAGAUUAGGUUCAAUCCAAGCUGGUAAAAAGAAGAGAGAUGAAAUGGCCACUGCCAACAGAAAGAAAUAAACAUUUAGUCUAAUAAACAGAUUUAAAAAAACUCAGCAUUUUAUAGGGUGU